CUUGUGCAGGACUGUCGCCCAAUUUGCUUUCAUACGACAUCGCAACGGCUGAGCCCCCAACUCAACCGCCACGUGGGCAUCCCACGACUUUUGACUCGUCGGCGGCGAACCCCGGCCGGCCGGCGGCGCCACAUGAGCAGGAACCACGCCCCCAAGUCCCUCGCCGUCCUCCUCCGCGCCCGGAUGUACCCUGACGCCGUCGGCCCCGCCCCGCCGCCCCCCGCUCCGGCGGCCUUGCCCCCCGACCCCGACCCCGACCCCGCCGCCUCCGUCCGCCGCUGGCUCCACGCCUCCGUCUCCCCCGCGGUCUCCCCCGCCCCCGCCGCCCUCGACCGCUUCUCCGACGGCUACCGCUCCCUCGACCGGGGCGGCCGCCGCGAGAUCCUCCGCUCCCUCGCGGCCGACUACGACGUGCCCCGCGCGCGCGUCCGCGACCUCAUGCGCCAGUACCUGAGCGCCGCCACGGCGGCGGGGGAGAAGGAGGAGGAGGAGCACCAGGAGGCGGCAGGGGAGGAUGGGGGAGGUGGCGGCGGCUCUGCGUCGGCGAUGUACCGGAUGGAGAGGGGGCUCAGGGAGGCGCUCCGCCCCAAGUACGCCGGGUUCCUGGAGACCAUGAACGCGCAGCCCGGUGGGCUCAAGCUCCUCGCCGUCAUCCGCGCCGACCUCCUCGCAUUGCUGGGGGAGGAGAAUGUGCCGGUGCUGCGUGCAUUGGAUGGGUACCUGAAGGAGAAGCUCGUGACUUGGCUCAGCCCGGCGGCACUGACUCUCCACCAGAUAACUUGGGAUGAUCCGGCCUCCUUGCUAGAGAAGAUCGUGGCAUAUGAAGCUGUGCAUCCAAUCAGGAAUUUGAUAGACUUGAAGAGAAGGUUGGGUGUUGGCCGCCGUUGCUUUGGGUACUUCCAUCCUGCAAUACCAGGAGAGCCACUGAUUUUCAUUGAAGUUGCCCUCCUCAAAGAUACGGCCACAUCUAUACAGGAAGUUUUGUGGGAUGAUCCUCCUACUCCUGAAUGCGAAGCUAGAUCUGCACUUUUUUACUCAAUAUCGUCAACCCAGCCAGGCCUAUCAGGUAUUAACCUGGGAAAAUUCCUUCUUAAGCGUGUGAUUGACAUGUUAAGAAGAGAUAUGCCUUCAGUACAGAUUUUCGCAACGCUUAGCCCAAUUCCUGGUUUCAUGCAAUGGCUUCUUGCUAAGCUGUUUUCCCAAAUGAAGUUAGCAGAGGCCGAGUCGCAGGAUGGAAAUUUAUCAGGAGUCACUUCCACUUUCAGAGAAUCCAUCCUUCUCCCAGAGGAAGAGAAGAUGAUACGUGACGCGGUUGGAGAAGUUGAUGGAAGAAAUGGAAUUGAACUUUUACAAGAUAUACUGAAAUCAAGUCAGUGGGUAAAGUCUGACAAAUUAUCUGCUGCGCUGAAGUCCCCUCUCAUGCGUUUGUGCGCAAGGUAUCUUGCCAGGGAGAAAAAACGAGGAAAAGCCCUAGAUGCUGUUGCAAAUUUUCAUUUGCAAAAUGGAGCAAUGAUCGAGAGAAUAAAUUGGAUGGCUGACCAAUCGGAGAAGGGCAUUCAACAAAGUGGAGGUAUCAUGGUAAAUUAUAUGUACAGGUUAGAGAACAUAGAAGAGUACGCAAUGUCAUAUUUGGGUACAGGGAUCGCUCAUACUUCACCUAACUUGUCGCUGUAUCUCGAGCCAAAGGGUACAUGAGUAGAAGAACAUUUCUGGAGUGGAAGUUUUGCAUCCGACGAAGGAUCAUACCAGUCAUUGGAUAUAAUUAACCAAGAUACUCUAUACGGACAGUAUGGAUAGCACACUUCUCCCCGGUCGUGGGCAUGUCCUGGUCAUAUAAUUGCUCGUCAUCAUGCAUAGCCGCGUGUAGUUUGUUUCUGAUUGGCCUCGCUGCACUGGCAGCAUUGUAACAGUAGAAGUUAAUAAUCGUUUUACCUUGUCCAUUCUCUUCUGUUCUGGUAAAUGUAACCGGGAGUUAGCUCACUCACAGACUCACAGUUAUGCGUGCUGUGCAUAUGAGUGCAAGAAGCAAUACCUCCUCCAUUCCAAAA
Oryza brachyantha (malo sina) is the source of this 2048-nucleotide messenger RNA. RefSeq names its product malonyl-CoA decarboxylase, mitochondrial. Gene Ontology annotation, molecular function: malonyl-CoA decarboxylase activity. Bases 133 to 1695 code for a protein of 520 amino acids. Gene Ontology annotation, cellular component: peroxisomal matrix; mitochondrial matrix. NCBI's taxonomy places the organism in Eukaryota, Viridiplantae, Streptophyta, Magnoliopsida, Poales, Poaceae. The transcript is spliced from 12 exons. The record is from RefSeq and is a predicted model, not a curated record. Gene Ontology annotation, biological process: fatty acid biosynthetic process; positive regulation of fatty acid oxidation; acetyl-CoA biosynthetic process.